AUGAAUACAGAUUUAAAACAAAGGCAAGCAGCUUAUAGGAAAAAACUUUAUGGUGCAAAUAAAGAAAUAAAAUCUUUAAAACAUAAAAUUUUAACCAUGCAGGUGGUAAUGGAGCAUCUAAAAAAAAAUCAAAGUGUAUCUGAAAAUGCUGCUGAUCAUUUAGAAAAAACAUAUGGUAGUGUUCCCCAUCUAUUAAUGAAUAGAUAUUUAAAAAAUAUUAAAAAUGAAACCAUAACACAUGAGUCUUAUCCUCCAGUAUUAAGAGAAUUUGCCGCAACCUUGCAAUUUUAUUCCAGUAAAGCAUAUGAAGAGGUUAGAAAAGAAUUUGCAAUGGCUUUGCCUCAUCAGGCCACAGUUAGAAAAUGGUAUCAAAAUGUUAACUGUGAACCAGGGUUUGUUUCAGCAGCAUUUGAUGCUCUGAAGCUAAGAGUGGAAGAAUCUCAGUCCAACAAUAAAGAAGUUUUUGGUUCUCUCCUAUUAGAUGAGAUGUCAAUUAAAAAAAGUUUGGAAUUUGAUGGAAAACAAAUGUGGGGAUAUGUAAAUGUUGGUGUCCCAACCGAAAAUGACGAAUUACAACCAGCAACUGAAGUAUUAGUCAUUAUGGUUGUUUGUCAUACUGGACAUUGGAAGAUACCCAUUGGAUAUUUUUUUAUUGUUUCACUUUCUGCAAAAGAAAAAGCAAAUUUAAUACGAGAAAGCCUAAUUCGAUUGCAUGAAAUAGGAGUAAUAAUAACUUCAGUCACAUCUGAUGGACCCAGUACAAAUUUUGCCAUGAUGAAAGAAUUAGGAUGUAUAUUUGAUAAUGUUCAUAAUUUAAAAACUUGGUUUAAUCACCCCUCUGCUAAUUCCCAAAAAGUGUUUUGUAUAUUAGAUGCAUGUCAUAUGGUGAAACUUAUGAGAAAUAAUUUUGCAAGUUUACAAAUUAUAAAAGAUCCUAAUGGAAAUAAUAUUUGCUGGUCAUACAUAAAAAAAUUAUAUGAACUUCAAGAAAAUGAGGGCCUACAUAUAGCAAAUAAACUUAAAAAGGCACAUUUGGAAUGGCAUAGGCAAAAAAUGAAGGUUCACUUAGCAGCUCAAACGCUAAGUAAUAGUAUUGCUGAUGCCAUAGAUUUUCUUAAUAAAAAAAUGGGUAUACAGGAAUUUAAAGAAAGUGAAGCCACUACAAAUUUUAUAAGAAAAGUGAAUUGUCUCUUUGAUAUUUUAAAUUCCCGAAGUCCACAGGCUAAAGGAUUUAAAUCUCCUUUAAGAAUUUCAAAUGAAAAUGUUUGGAGGCCUUUUUUAAUGGAAACAGUCCAAUAUUUAUCAAGAUGUACAGAUGUUGGGGGAAGACCUUUAUGGCUUACCCCAAAAAAAACUCCCUUUAUUGGUUUUUCCAUUACAUCUAUGUCUGUUUGUGGAAUUUUUGAUGAAUUUGUUAAGUCUGGCAAACUAAACUAUUUUUUGACUUACAAGGUAUCCCAAGACCAUUUAGAAAUAUUCUUUUGUUCUGUAAGAAGUAGAAAUGGAUGGAAUAAUAAUCCUACUUGUCUACAGUUUAAAAAUACUUUUAGAAGAUUAUUAUUGCAUACAAAAAUUUCUCAGGGAGAAGGCAAUUGUAAGGUUUUAGAUGCUACCACUGUAUUAUCCAUACCCAGUACUUCAGUAAAAUCAACUGUGGAGGAAGUGGAUUUCUCCAUGUAUAGGAAGUUCAGCUAUGAACCUGCAGAUUUUUUGUUGGAUCAUAAUUAUGACAUAUUAAGUGGUGUAGUUGAACUGAAUACACUAACAUCAAAUGUUGUGACUUACAUUAGUGGUUAUGUAGUCAAAAUGCUGGAGGAAAGUAAUAAAUGUGCAGAAUGUAUACUGGGAUGCAGAUCAACUAUGGAUGCCAUUAAUGAUGAAUCAUAUUCUUUAAUUUCAUUCAAGGAUAAAGGAGGCUUGCAUAUUCCUUCAUAUGGAUUGGUAAAAAUCUGUCAAGGAGUAGAAAUUGCCAUAAAGAAUAUGCUACUAUCAACAGAUAACAAAAUACCCAAGGAAAAAAAUUUUAUGGACAUUUUUGUCAUUGCUAAUGCACAAAAAUAUUAUACUGAUAUUUAUAAUCUUUUUCCUAUUUUACACAAUCAUUUUUUGGAAUCUGCACCUUGCGAUGAAAAUCAUGGAUUUCUUUUGGUUAAAAAUAUUGUUCGUUCAUAUGCAAAAAUACGUCUUUAUAAUUUAGCCAAAAAACAUACAGAAACGAUUCAAGGAAAUGCAGUUAGGAGACAGCUUAAUAAAUUAAUAUUGUUUAACCAUCAGUAA
Brassicogethes aeneus is the source of this 2277-nucleotide messenger RNA. Lineage: Eukaryota; Metazoa; Arthropoda; Insecta; Coleoptera; Nitidulidae. The record is from the annotation of a GenBank genome assembly.